Naumovozyma castellii is the source of this 594-nucleotide messenger RNA. RefSeq names its product translocation channel protein TIM22 (gene TIM22). The record is from RefSeq and is a predicted model, not a curated record. The coding region runs from base 1 to 594 and encodes 197 amino acids. The transcript has a single exon. Lineage: Eukaryota; Fungi; Ascomycota; Saccharomycetes; Saccharomycetales; Saccharomycetaceae.
AUGGUAUAUAAUGGCUUUGGAUUAGAACAGUUAGCACCACCAUCCCACCAUGGCAAGAAAUUUUCAGAAAUGACUCCUGAUGAACAAGGGGAAAGAGGUGCUGCCAUGAUGGUAAAUUUCAUGACCUCAUGUCCUGGGAAGUCAGUUAUUAGUGGUGUCACUGGGUUUGCACUUGGUGGUGUAUUGGGGCUGUUUAUGGCAUCGAUGGCAUAUGAUACACCAUUACAUACACCUGCCGCUGGGUUGGGAAUGCAACCUGGAAAUAUUCAACAAAUGGCAGAUUUACCAUUCAAGCAACAGGUGAAAUUACAGUUUGCAGAUAUGGGGAAAAGGUCAUAUUCAAGUGCCAAAAAUUUUGGGUACAUUGGUAUGAUUUAUGCUGGUGUUGAGUGCACUGUAGAAUCACUGAGGGCGAAAAAUGACAUUUAUAACGGUGUUACUGCUGGAUGUAUAACUGGUGGUGGAUUAGCUUACAAAAGUGGACCACAAUCAGCUAUGAUUGGCUGUGCCGGUUUUGCUGCGUUUUCUGCUGCUAUUGAUUUAUAUAUGAAAAGUGAAGAUGGGAGACCGCCCGUGAAUGAUUUUAAACAAUAA